GAGGGAAGGAGAAAGCGGAGGGGGAGGGAGAGAGAGGGAAAGGGGAAAUCUCGGGAAGAACCCACCGCCCCUUCCCCCUGACGGCGAGGCUCGAAGCUCCCCGGAGCCAGGCCAGGGCAGGUAGAACAACAUGCCUCGAGCGUUCUUGGUGAAAACCCGCAGCUCUGCCGGACGAAACCGCAGCUGGAGCGAAAUGCCAGACGAAAUGCGAGCCGAUGUCUACAUUCCGCAUCCACUGGACAUAAUUCACUGCCGAGCGUCAGAAGUGUGCGAGGCUCCCCUCUGCCUGGCUGCGGACGACAGCACAGGGAAGGAGUCGCCCUAUGACACUGACUCGAGCAUGUCCGCGCAGGACGUGGAGAAUGGGAUCAAUCAGAGCGGCCAGCAAGGAUUCAUCCGCUCCAAGAUUAAGGUGACCAUCGGAGAGUGCGCGGCCGAGAGUUACGCCUGCCAGUUGUGCCACAAGACGUUCCAGUUCCAGCGCAUGCUGAACCGCCACAUGAAGUGCCACAACGUGGUGAAGCGCCACCUCUGCACCUUCUGCGGCAAAGGCUUCAACGACACGUUCGACCUCAAGAGGCACGUCCGUACGCACACAGGGAUCCGCCCGUACAAGUGCGACCUGUGUGAGAAGGCCUUCACCCAACGCUGCUCGUUGGAGUCCCACCUCAAGAAGAUCCACGGCGUCCAACAGGCCUACGCCUACAAGGAGCGGCGGACCAAGCUCUACGUGUGUGAAGACUGCGGCUUCACAGCCGAGAGUCAGGAGGGACACUUCGUCCACGUGAGGGAAAGGCACCCGGACAGCCCCUCGCUGCGCAAGAGCGCCAAGAAAAUGGCGGUACUGCAGUCCGGCCUCGGCUCGUCUUCCUGAUGCCCCGUCUGCUCCCCCCCUCCCAUUCAGUGGUGGGUGAGGGGGGAGGUGGGCUUUGAGAGCCAUACCAGCCCGCCUCAACGCUGCUGCAACACCCGGCUUUGGCCGGAACGCUCGUGUUGAUGGGAGUGUUUCAGCCAGCUCCUUCCCUCUCCACCUCCAACCGGAAAGAGCGGGAGGAGGUUCUACGGAAGCUGCCUCAGGCGGGGCAACUGCAGCGACUCCAACCCGCUACAGUGGGAAACCGGUCCAGGGGCCAUGAUCGGGACUGGCGCCACUGAUCACGUCAGCGCUGACAGCUCCGAAAUCGUGCCUUCACCACCCACCCCACCCCCGCCACCCCCCGCCUUUUGCACUGACCCGCCCAGGACGAGACCAGCUACCUGCUUCGCGGACCCCACACCUGCACCUUGUUGGAGUUCCUGUCGCUGACCUUGGUCCUCUGGCCGGAAAUUUGACUGUCCCACGUCCCCUAAACGGUUGCCACCUGAUCCCACUAACUUACCUCCGGAACUAUUUUCAACGAGGGGAAAAAGGGGGUAAGAAUGGCACUUUUUAUUUUAAACAGUUGCUGCUCGAUGGGGCUGACGGACUUCAUGGGUAUCGCUGACCACGGCUGUCCUCUCCACACACAACCGACCUGCUUCCAAAAGGAAUCACUGGCACGUGGUCACGCUGGACCUGGAGAUAACUCCUGCUGCUGUCAACUUUCAACUUCUGGGGACUUUGGUGGGAUAGAGAGGGUGAGGUGGGGGGGGGGUUGGGAAUGUAGGUGAACGGACUGCUGGGUGGAUGCUGCUUACUAUCUAUGGCAUUGAGCACUUUUUAUAUCAUAAGAGAACCGGGAAAAGCAACAUCAGUCGACAAUUGGCAGUGAAACAUAAUUCUGUAGGCAGUACGUAUAACUUCUUAACUAACUGGAACUUCCACCCUUCUGAUUCUUACAUGACUUUUCGAACUGAUUUGCAGAUAAUUUAGUUUAAAAUUUUCUGCUCAGGGAUUUUGUGCAACAGGUACAUAUUUUAAUAACACAGUUGUGGGACUUCUGACUGUAGAUAAAGCUCCCUCCACACCGUCCCAUCACACACUCCCAGGGUCAGACACAGAGUGAAGCUCCCUCCACACCGUCCCAUCACACACUCCCAGGGUCAGACACAGAGUGAAGCUCCCUCCACACCGUCCCAUCACACACUCCCAGGGUCAGACACAGAGUGAAGCUCCCUCCACACCGUCCCAUCACACCCUCCCGGGGUCAGACACAGAGUGAAGCUCCCUCCACACCAUCCCAUCAGACACUCCCGGGGUCAAACACAGAGCGACGCUCCCUCCGCACCGUCCCAUCACACACUCCCGGGGUCAGACACAGAGUGACCCUCCCUCUUCACCGUCCCAUCACACACUCCUAAGAAUAGUUUAGAAAUAAAAGAAUGAAAAUAGUUGUUUAUGUACACGUUAAAACUCACUACUGAAUGGAUUCGGUCUUAAUUCAGAAGGUGAGGGGGUGGGGAAUGAGUCCAAGCAGCCUGUCUGAUCCCACAGGGACUGGAACUACUUGACUGUUCCAGGCUCACGUGUUGGGGAGGGUCAGUGCCAUGCUAAGAUGUGAGGUCCCUCAGCCUGAAGAGUUUUCACUCUGUAUCAGCCCAGGGAGACACGAGAGACUGCAGCUGCUGGGAUCGGGAGCAACACACAAAGUCCCAGAAGGCAGAUUCAGCAGGUCGGGCAGCGUCUGCGUGGAGGGAAAUGAGCGGUCGGGGCCGCGGACCGAGAACUCCCCCCCGAAGCAUCGACUGUCCAUUUCCCCCCUCCGUAGACGCCACCUGUCCUGCUGAGUGUUUAUCAUCAUGUUCCGAACUCUGAACUCUCUGCUGCUGUCAGAACCCCCCCCCCCCCGAAAGCCACCUCGUUGACCCAGUCCUGAGGCGAUGAUGUGGUUCCAUGCUGCAGCGUCAGCGGGCAGCGUUCCUGUUGGCACAAUUAUGGUACUUUACUUUGUUACAGCACUGUAUAAACUCGGUGUACAGGAAAAAAAAGUUGCAAAAUAUGAGCAAUACAGUAUGUGUUUUCAAUGUAUUUUAAAACUAUUUUUUAAUUAU
This is a messenger RNA of Hypanus sabinus (Atlantic stingray), 2970 nucleotides long. Its product is annotated as putative transcription factor Ovo-like 1. Bases 131 to 874 code for a protein of 247 amino acids. Gene Ontology annotation, biological process: regulation of transcription by RNA polymerase II; epidermal cell differentiation. The transcript has 4 exons. Gene Ontology annotation, cellular component: nucleus. Gene Ontology annotation, molecular function: RNA polymerase II cis-regulatory region sequence-specific DNA binding; DNA-binding transcription factor activity, RNA polymerase II-specific. NCBI's taxonomy places the organism in Eukaryota, Metazoa, Chordata, Chondrichthyes, Myliobatiformes, Dasyatidae. The record is from RefSeq and is a predicted model, not a curated record.